Molecule: messenger RNA, 1530 nt
Organism: Oppia nitens
Lineage: Eukaryota; Metazoa; Arthropoda; Arachnida; Sarcoptiformes; Oppiidae
Product: steroid 17-alpha-hydroxylase/17,20 lyase-like
Exons: 6
Coding region: 1-1530 (509 amino acids)
Molecular function (GO): heme binding; iron ion binding; monooxygenase activity
Source: RefSeq, a predicted model, not a curated record
AUGUCAGCGUUUAUGUCAUACGAUAUAACCAAUUGGUUAAUUACAGCCGUCAUCGGCUUUAUUACCUUAUAUUUAGUUCGUUUCUAUCAUAGAGUCUUAUCAUUACCCAGAGGUCCCAUUCCUCUACCAAUAAUGGGAAAUAUAUUAAAAUUUUUUAGGACAAAAGAAAAUCAAUUUUUAACAAUCAAUAAAAUGCAUAAAACUUAUGGACCGAUAUUAACAGUAUGGUUGGGAACAACACCAAUGGUAGUGAUUUCAGAUUAUAAACUAAUUAAAGAGGCAUUCAAUUCAAAGGACAAUGAAAUAAUGGGAAGACCUGAUACUAAUAUGAGUCGAUCAUUCAGACAAAAUGGAAAAGACGUGGUGUUUACAGAUCACGGACCCGAUUGGGCUAGUCUUAGACGAUUAGCCCACUCAGCUGUUAGAAAACUAGCAGUAAAUGAAAAGCUGUUUGUUUUGGUGAACGAUGCGGUUCGGGAAACGGUAGACAUUAUGAUUGCUACUGAAGGCUGUGAUAAACCAUUUAAUCCCAUGAGUUAUAUCUAUAUGUCUGUCAUCAAUAUCAUCGCUUCAUCGGCUUUUGGAAAAAGAUAUUCUUUCAACGAUCCGGAGCUUAAAUUUUAUGAAAAUAGUUUGGAAACAUUUAGAGCCACUUCUAACACAUUAGCACUUUGUGAUAGAGUGCCGGCUUUGAAGUUAUUCUAUAGAAAAGUUCUCAAUAAAGGUCUCAAUGUUAUCGAGAAAUUUUCGUCUAAUGUUAGACAACAGUAUCUCAAUCGCAUACCUGUCCACGAAAAUGGUGUUAUCGAUGAUUUCUGUGACGCUCUCAUUGAGGCUAAAGAGCUGGCAAUUGCCGAACAAAAGGAAAGCGCACCAAAUCUCACGGACACUAACUUAUCGUUACUUAUUAUGGAUUUAUUUAUUGCGGGAACCGAUACAACACAGUAUAUGAUGCGAUGGAUUAUACUACUUAUGGCCAACAAUUCAAAAAUGCAAAAUAAAAUGAGAGAUGAAAUCAAUGAUCUAAUUGGCGACCGAAUGAUUACACACGAAGAUAAAAAUAACUGUCAUUAUGUCAAUGCAUUUAUUGCCGAAACUUUACGUUUGAGGGGCGUUACGCCCUUAGGUGUGCCCCACGUUGCUAUGUGUGACACAAAAAUAGGUGAACACAACGUAAAAAAGGGUACAUUUGUAAUGAGUAAUCUAUGGAUCAUUUCUCGAGAUCCCAAAGUAUGGGACAAACCCGAAGAGUUUAAUCCAAACCGAUUUUUGUCUUCAGACGGAACUUUCAAGUCAUCGAUGACCGGAUUUGUACCGUUCGGUAUCGGUAGACGUGUUUGUUUAGGCGAGAAGCUGGCACUGGCAGAUUUAUUUUUCAUAACUGUGCAAUUAUUACAAACAACACAGCAAUACAUGUUGUCAUUACCCGGUGGUGAUGGAAGUGCCGAUUUGGAGCCCAAUCCUAAAGUUCUGCUGUUAAAUGUUCCGAAACCAUUAGUCAGGUAUUACAAAAUCAGUAUUGAAAAGUAA